AUGCUAUCCUUAGUGAUCCAAAAGAUAACCUAUGCAAAGGUGUCUUUUCUAGAUUAUGUAGAAUAUGGCUUGUUAGAUACUGGUGCUAGCAUUAGCUGCAUUGGAUCUGAAUUAGCUAAAGAAAAUUUUUCAAAAUUCCAAAAUUUUAUAAGUUGCAGAAACUUUGUCAAAACUGCCGAUGGGGCUCAACAACGCGUUAUAGGUUGGCUUAAUGUAAAUAUCACGUUUAAGGAAAUGUCUUGUCCAAUUAACCUUUUUGUAAUACCAACAAUUUCUCAACGACUUAUACUUGGAAUUGACUUUUGGAAGAAAUUUAAAUUAGUACCGAUUGUCAUUGAAUCCGCGGAUUUAUUUGAUAAGUCAUCGGUUAGCGCAAGUCCGUCUGUUUCGUCCGAUAAGUCCGAAAGUCUGUCCGAGGUUUGUGGUAAAUCUGAUGGUGAGAAAUCAGAUAAUAACUAUAUGUUAACUUCAAGUCAACAACAGCAAUUAAACGCUGUAAUUUCUCUUUUUCCAAACUUUGAAAAACAAGGGUUGGGAAGAACGGGCUUAAUAAAGCACUUGAUCGAUGUUGGUGAAGCCAGACCGAUCAAGCAAAGGUUCUACCCCGUAUCACCAGCAGUGGAAAAACUAAUGUUCACACAAAUUGAUAGAAUGUUGACAUUGGGUGUUAUUGAACCGUCAAACUCACCCUGGAAUUCCCCGAUGAGACUGGUUAUAAAACCGAAUAAAGUCCGCCUUUGUUUAGAUGCGAGAAAAGUGAAUUCUGUCACGAAAAAGGAUGCCUAUGCACUACCAUCGAUUGAGGGAAUCUUUGCGCGUCUUCCAAAAGCCAACAUCAUUUCCAAGUUAGAUUUAAAAGACGCGUAUUAG
Messenger RNA from Lucilia sericata (common green bottle fly), 870 nucleotides. RefSeq lists its product as uncharacterized. Gene Ontology annotation, molecular function: aspartic-type endopeptidase activity. The transcript has a single exon. The record is from RefSeq and is a predicted model, not a curated record. Gene Ontology annotation, biological process: proteolysis. The coding region runs from base 1 to 870 and encodes 289 amino acids. NCBI's taxonomy places the organism in Eukaryota, Metazoa, Arthropoda, Insecta, Diptera, Calliphoridae.